Messenger RNA from Drosophila ananassae, 3324 nucleotides. RefSeq lists its product as uncharacterized. The transcript has a single exon. Gene Ontology annotation, molecular function: nucleic acid binding. Bases 1 to 3324 code for a protein of 1107 amino acids. Gene Ontology annotation, biological process: DNA integration. Lineage: Eukaryota; Metazoa; Arthropoda; Insecta; Diptera; Drosophilidae. The record is from RefSeq and is a predicted model, not a curated record.
AUGCAUCACUGCGACUGCGAUUGGCAGGAGCUUCAUGACGACAUCAAGGACCAUUACAACCUCGAGACGCUCGUACCACGUAAGCUAUAUUCAGCCGAAGAUAAGCUAGCAGUCAAAAUAUUAGAAACCACCUGCCAAGAGAAGUCAGGAAAAUAUGAAGUCGGUUUUCCGUGGCGUGGUGGCAUCGACAAACUGCCAGAGAGCCGCGGUAACGCUCUGAAACGCCUUACCUGCAUAAAGAAAAAGGUAUCUCAGGAACCUGAUAUGUACGACAAGAUUGACGCCCAAGUCAGGAACCUUCUAGACAAAGGAUACGCGGUUAAGCUAUCCAAGGAGGAAACCUGCCGUGAGAACAGCCGUACGUGGUAUCUGCCGAUAUUCAUAGCGCGAAAUCCAAAUAAGCCGAGUAAGCUAAGACUGGUAUGGGAUGCAGCCGCGAAGUCACACGGAUGUGCACUGAAUGACUACUUACUUAAGGGACCAGAUUGCCUGAACCCACUCAUAGAGGUCUUACUAGCCUUUCGUGUCAACAAGAUUGCGAUUUGCGGAGACAUUGCGGAAAUGUUUCACAGGAUCAACAUCCGUGAGGAGGAUAUGCACGCGCAACGAUUCUUGUGGUAUGACAGAAGCAGCGAUAAAGUAGAAACCUAUGUUAUGCGGGCUAUGACUUUUGGGAUCAGUUGCGCACCAUUCAUCGCUCACUUCGUUCGAGAUAAAAAUGCAGAAGCCCAUCAAGAAGAUUUCCCAUUGGCCUUAAACGCCAUCCAAAAGGCGCACUACGUUGACGACUACAUCGAUAGCAUGAGGAACGAACAGGAGGCCAUCCAGACCACCAGACAAGUCAUAGAGGUUCAUCGAAGAGGCGGAUUCGAGAUCCGAAACUGGUCUUCUAAUUCAAAAGAAGUCCUUAAGAGCUUGCAAAGUAAUGGCAAUGUUGGUAGCCAAGAACCUGUGGAUUUUUGUUCGACUGAAAAGAUACUUGGUAUGUCCUGGGACCCACAUAAGGAUGUGUUUAAGUUUCUCUGCAGAUUUGCAAGGCUGAAACGCGACGUCCUGGCAGAAAACAUAGUCCCGACCAAGCGAGAAGUUCUGCAAGUCCUUAUGUCGAUCUUCGAUCCAUUAGGAUUCUUGUCGUGCCACACGAUUGGGCUGAAAAUACUUCUCCAGCGUAUAUGGCGGCUAAAUAUCGACUGGGAUCAGGAGCUGCCCGAGAAGAUUCUGGAAGACUGGCGCCUUUGGAAAACUCUUUUAGGGCAAAUCAGGAUUUUCGAGGUGCCGAGAUGCUUCUCCCCAGACACAUCAGAUCCCCGCCAAACGGAGCUCCAUACAUUCGUCGACGCCAGCGAGUAUGCGUAUUCUGCUGUCUGCUACUUGCGUGUAGCAAUGGAUGCCAAAGUCGACGUCUCUUUGGUGAUAGCGAAGUCGAAGGUGGCACCUUUAAAACCACUCUCGAUUCCGCGUAUGGAGCUGCAGGCAGCUGUUAUGGGAGCACGCUUAGCCCACAAGGUGAUGAGCACGCGCAACCUGCGGAUCGACAACGCCACAUACUGGUCAGAUUCAAAGACAGUACUGCAGUGGCUGACUAUGGACCCCCGUAACUUUCAUCAGUUCGUGAUGCACAGAGUCGCCGAAAUCCUGGAAACAACGCAAGUCGAGCAAUGGCGGUGGGUACCCUCGAAGCUGAACGUAGCAGACGGAGCUACAAAGAUCACCGACCAAACCCAGCAGAAGACGUGGAUAACGGGGCCAGGGUUCCUAAAAGCUGAAUCCAGCCAUUGGCCAACAUCGACAAAGCAGGAGAGCAUCAUCGAUACUUCAGAAAUACGGAAGCAUGUGAUGACAACGUGCGCGAGAUCAGUGGUUAUGUUCAAUGCGCACCAUUUCUCGAGCUGGCGGCGGAUGUAUAGAGCAGUGGCGAUAAUAUUCCUGUUCGUCGAUCGGUUACGAGCGAAAUGCGCCAAGCAAGACAUGCCAACAGCCACGACGAUGGACCAUGUGAGGAAAGCGAAAAUACUACUUUAUAAGCAAUCCCAAGCCAUCGCCUUCGCCGAAGAGUUGAAAGUGCUAUCCGUGGGAGCGACGCUGCACAAAGGAAACAGAUUGGUCGGAUUAAACGCAUAUGUAGACAACGAUGGAGUACUGCGGACUAGAGGCAGACUGAACUCAAUUGACAUAGCUGAAGACGCAAUUAUACUAGCUCCAGGAUGCCGGAUAACUAACCUAAUAGCGAGGAGUUUUCACGAGAAGUACCAUCAUCUUGCUCACGAGACUGCAAUAAACGACAUCAAGGCUUCGUUUUACAUCAGCCGCCUCCGAGUGUUGUAUAAAUCCGUGCGGAGUACAUGCCAACGAUGCAAGGUUGACAGUGCAGCUCCCAGACCACCCCAGAUGGCACCGAUUCCGAGAGCGAGAAUAGGAAGCUUCCAGAGACCGUUUACCUACACAGGCGUCGACUAUUUUGGCCCGUUAUUGGUGAACGUUGGCAGGCGCAAGGAGAAGAGAUGGGUAGCUCUGUUCACCUGCCUCACGUUGCGCGCGGUGCAUUUCGAGAUCGCCUAUAGUCUGGACACAAGUUCAUGCAUCAUGUGCCUCUCCAAUUUUAUGGCACUUCGAGGGACUCCGAAGGAAAUAUUCUCAGACAAUGGUACGAACUUCAGAGCCACGGAAAAAGCCGUGCGAGAAGAGCUGAAAAAGAUCGAGCACGAUAAGAUCACCAUUAAGUUCGAUGGCAUAAAGUGGCGAUUCAACCCACCAGGAGCACCACACAUGGGUGGAGCAUGGGAGAGACUUGUCCGUACAACAAAAGGAAUUUUGAAAAACAUUUGCCCAAGUUACUCCUUCAACGACGAGGGCCUGAGAAACGCCUUGAUGGAGGCGCAAUUUAUCAUCAACUCGCGACCGCUCACGUUCGUAAGUCUGAACACUGAGGAUGACGCCGCUCUGACCCCGAACCACCUAUUGUUGGGGUCAGCGAAUGGAUACAAGCCACUGCCAAAAGAAGGGAUGAAUCUGCAGCGUAGAUGGAUUGAGACUCAGCGCUUCGGGGACCGUUUUUGGCAGCGAUGGAUUAAAGAGUAUGCGCCCGUAUUAACCAGGCGCACCAAAUGGUUCGAGAAGGUACCUCCCAUAACCAUUGGGAGCAUCGUAGUCAUCGUAGAUGAGCUUCUACCCAGGAACUUGUGGCUAAAGGGACGAGUGAUCGACACAAUGAAGGCCAAGGAUGGACAAGUUCGACGAGUGACUAUAAAGACCCAGCACGGCGUUUUGGAGAGACCAGCAACGAAGAUAGCGGUUUUGGACGUCGGCUUGGAGGAUGGUAACUGA